This is a messenger RNA of Musca domestica (house fly), 1236 nucleotides long. Its product is annotated as aquaporin AQPcic. The record is from RefSeq and is a predicted model, not a curated record. Gene Ontology annotation, molecular function: water channel activity. NCBI's taxonomy places the organism in Eukaryota, Metazoa, Arthropoda, Insecta, Diptera, Muscidae. Gene Ontology annotation, biological process: transmembrane transport. The transcript has 3 exons. The coding region runs from base 236 to 982 and encodes 248 amino acids. Gene Ontology annotation, cellular component: plasma membrane.
GUUUUGUAUUCAGUUUAGUUUUUACAGUCGUCGUUGUCGUUGGCCCACCAACUUUUGUUCGUACACGGCGCCGCGCAUUAACCUAUCUCACGUCGUGUAAAACAGAAAUCAAAGUCAAAACAAUCGACGAAUAAACGACCGUUAUCAAGAACUUUUUUUUGAAUAUAUUUAAUUUUUAUUUAAUUUUUGUUUUUUGCAUUAAUUUUGCUGCAACAAAUUAGCGGAAAAACUAAAAAUGAAGACUGAUACUUUGGAUAAAAUCUGUGUCUUCCUGGCCGAACUCUUGGGCACUGCCAUGCUGGUCUUUUUAGGCUGUAUGGGUUGUGUCAGCACCGACGUUUUCCACAACAACCAUUUGCAAAUGUGUUUGAAUUUCGGUCUGGUUGUCAUGGUCGUAAUUCAAUGUUUCGGUUGUGUAUCCGGUUCACAUUUGAAUCCAACCGUUACCAUUGCUGCCUAUGUUUAUGAAAUGAUUUCGGCACCCAUGGCCAUUGUCUAUUUCUGUGGUCAAAUGUUGGGCGGUUUCAUUGGUUAUGGUCUGUUGAAGGUUGUGUUGCCCGACAGUGUCAUCAAUACCCCCUCGACUGGUUUGUGUGUAACUUUGCCUCAUCCCGAGAUCACUGCCGGCCAGGGUUGCAUUAUUGAAUUCAUUAUUACCGCCAUUUUGAUUUUGGUUUGCUGUGGUGUCUGGGAUCCUCGCAAUGCCAAAUUCCAUGAUUCCGUACCAAUUCGUUUCGGUUUGGCCAUUGCCUGUUUGGCCAUCACUGCUGGUCCCUUCACCGGUGCCAGCAUGAACCCCGCCCGUUCCUUUGGCCCCGCCUUGUGGCACAACAACUUCACCAUGCACUGGGUAUACUGGGUUGGUCCCAUGUCGGCUGCCGUCAUUGCUGCCUUCGGCUACAAGAUUGUGUUCAGACGUGAAGUCAAAGAAGAAGCCGUCCACCACAAGUUGCGCAACUUGGAGGAUGUACCCUUGUCAUAAAUCCAUUGCUCCCUCCAUUGCUCAUCAGGACUUCUUAGGGCAAUUCUACGAAGAAUUUCCCCAAAAAGAAUGCCAUUUUGCCAUAUGAUACAAGAUUGUCGUCUAAGUUAUAUCAUUUAAGCGGAUGUUAACACCAAAUAUAGAAUUUAUUUUCUCCCCCUUCUUUUUUCGUAAAAUUUGUCUUCUAUUACCGAGUAAUAAAAGUUCAAGCUAUUCUGUUUAGUUUAGAUCAAAUGGACACACAAACAUACACA